GCUUGGGGUAACAGACGUCAGCCGCCUGAAUAACCGAGCAUAUUGGCCUAUCACAAGGAAAUUUCCAAAGCUGAGAGACAGCUGUAAGGUCACCAAAAUGUCUACAACGGAGAUAAUCGACGAUAAAAGCCCUAUAUGCAUCCCCUUCAUCCUUGAACAGUAUAAAAACCACAGCGCCUCAAAUCCUACCAGCCCCUUUAUCAUUGGCCUUAAUGGCGUACAAGGCGCCGGAAAGACAACUCUAGUCACGGCACUGGCUUCAAAGUUGCAAGAUGGCGAGGGUUUGCGAACAUUGGUUUGCAGCAUCGAUGAUUUCUACCUACGACAUGAGGAUCAGGAGGUACUCGCAACAUCUCACCCGGACAACCUCUUAGUCCAGGUUCGAGGAGAGCCUGGUACACAUGACAUGAAUCUUGCCCGACACUUCUUCACAGCAUUGCGCGAGGGGCAGCCAAUAAGAGUUCCCCAGUAUGACAAAUCGGCCUAUUCGGGCAAAGGUGACAGAGUCCCGGAGUCGCAAUGGGAAGAGGUCAACGGCCACGGCCAACCCAAGAUUCAGGUAGUCAUUUUUGAAGGCUGGUGCGUUGGCUUUCGACAGUUAGACUCUGCCGAGGUGUCAAAUAAAUGGAAUGCGCCCAGUCGAACACUGAACAAGCAUUCUCUAGAACACCUGAAUUUCAUUAACGAGCGUCUUGGAGACUACGACGUCAUUACAGACACAUUUAAUGCAUUCAUCCAUAUCGAUGCCGAAGAUACUGAGUGGGUAUACGACUGGAGGCUAGAACAAGAAACAAUGCUGCGGAAGCAAAGGGGUACAGGUAUGACGGACGAUCAAGUCGUCAAGUUCGUCGAUGCUUAUUAUCCUGCGUAUGAACUCUUUUCCGACAGGCUGAGAGAAGGGCUGUUCUCGGACAAGCCAGGCCGUCAGUUGAGAUUAAUUGUCGGUAAAGACAGAAAAGUCAAGCAGACAGUUAUCAUUUGAUACAUGUGAGCAAGUGGGUAUCUUACCAAGUAACCUCUAUGCAUACCUAAUAAUCCCGACAACAUCGUUCAUCAUCUAGCACAGGGGCUAUUUUAGAUGAGCAAGCAUCGUGGAGCCAGCUAGUGUAAAGCAACGGUA
Annulohypoxylon maeteangense is the source of this 1120-nucleotide messenger RNA. RefSeq names its product P-loop containing nucleoside triphosphate hydrolase protein. Bases 98 to 982 code for a protein of 294 amino acids. The record is from RefSeq and is a predicted model, not a curated record. Gene Ontology annotation, cellular component: cytoplasm. Lineage: Eukaryota; Fungi; Ascomycota; Sordariomycetes; Xylariales; Hypoxylaceae. The transcript has 2 exons.